AUGGCUGAUACCAGUGAGGUCACUAACAACCAGCUGUUGGAACUCAUGCAAGCCAUGAGAGAAGACAUGUCGAAGAACAAACAGCAAACGGAUGCGCGGUUAGAAUCAAUGUCAGUCGAUAACGCAGCACUCCGCGAAGAGGUUUCGCAGCUGAGAAGCCAAACCACUUCCCAAGGCCAUGUUCCCACUUCAGUCCGAAUUCCACCUUUUCCUCGCCUUGAACAAACACCACCUCCUAGAGACCCUUUGCCUUAUCCUUUGAGUGCCCAGUUUAUUCCCGAGAAUUUGACCGGUUCUCCAAGAAGUAGACUCCCACAGCCACCACGUUUUCCUGCUGCACCUUUCGCGGGACCCACUAUCGCUUCAGUCGCCCAAGCGGCGAUGGCCAAGCAGAUCAUCGAACUGCGGGGAGAUAUAGAUAAAUUGACUAAAGCACCUCCUGCUUUGGCCAAAAUUAAUGCCAAUUGCUAUACGGGAUCACCGUUUGUGGACAAUAUAUACCAAACGGAUAUGCCACACAGGUUCAGCGUCCCGAGCAUGAAGUUAUAUAACGGGACUGAUGACCCCGAGGAUCACGUGGCUCACUACAAGUUAAAGAUGGGCGCUAUCGCCAUACCGUACGGCAUGCACGAGACGUGCAUGUGUAAAGGUUUCGGAUCGACUCUUACCGGUCCGGCUCUGCGUUGGUACAUCAACUUACCCAACGGCAGUAUUGCUUCUUUCGAGAAGCUAAUCGAGACGUUCAUGGUGCAAUUCUCGAGAACAACUAUUCAAACGCUCCGGAGUUGUUUACUCCCAGAUGGGGAGUUUUAUGAAGAACUCACAAAAUGUGAUGUUAGGAGUUACGAAGAAGCUCUGAUGAAAGCUACUGUAUUUGUUCGCUGGGAGGAGGAUGCGAGGAGAAAGCCAGUUAAUCCUCCUAAAGAAGAGAAACGAGAGGACAAACGUCCUAGGAAAGAUCAAUCCACCUUUGGCGAGCCUAGCAGUAACUGGCGCUCCCGCAAGUCCGGAGCAUCAGAUUAUGCGAAAAACUGUCCCGAGUACCCUCUUAAGAUACACCAAGUCGAGGCUGUACAAGUCUUGAAAAAGAUGGGCAGCGAGGUAAAGUGGCCACCUAAGAAAGAGACCGAAGGAUGGAAAGACCCCAAGAAGUGGUGUGACUUUCAUCAGGACAUUGGCCACACUACUCUUGAUUGUAGAGGACUUAGAUAUGAAGUGGAUUACCUGUUGAAAAGAGGUCACCUCAGAGAGUUGCUCUCUGAGCGCGGUAGAGCAAUCUGGGAAAAGAGGAAAGUUGAUGACCCAGAAGCAUUGCCACCCCCGCCACCAGUUACUCAAACUUACUGUGUAAUUUCUGGGGGAUCAGAGAUCAGUGGAUUGUCCCACACCUCUGCCAAGAAGCACGAGAAGGAAGCAGCAAACCCCGCUGCUAGAAUGGCACGUUCCUUUGGAACUUUCACUAAUCAGGUGAUGGUCUUCGCGGACGAUGAAGCUACCCAACUGUUACACCCGCACCAUGAUGCUUUGGUGCUCACACUUCAGGUUGCAAACAUUAACCUGAAGCGAAUUUUAAUUGACAAUGGGAGUUCCGCCAAUGUGUUGUUCUUGGCUGCCUACAAAGGAAUGGGUCUAGAUGAGACCUUGAUAUUACGAAAGUCAACGGCUCUUAUCGGGUUCAAUGGUGAGGUGAGUCAUUCAAUGGGAGAAGUUGUGUUACCCAUCUACGCUCCCGGGUUGAACAAGCAGACUCGGUUUUCCAUCGUAGAUUCACCCUCUGCUUAUAAUGCUAUUUUAGGACGACCUUGGUUGCACGCGAUACGGGCCGUACCUUCCACAUAUCAUCAAAUCCUGCGCUAUCCUACCAAUAAUGGCGUUAGGGAGAUUUUGGGAGAUCAACACUCUUCUAGGAGUUGUUAUAAAACAACCAUGAGGAGCAAGGGAGAAUCUUCGUAG
Molecule: messenger RNA, 1953 nt
Organism: Tripterygium wilfordii
Lineage: Eukaryota; Viridiplantae; Streptophyta; Magnoliopsida; Celastrales; Celastraceae
Exons: 3
Coding region: 1-1953 (650 amino acids)
Source: RefSeq, a predicted model, not a curated record